AUGUCCAAAACUAUUGAUACCACAGCCUUCGAGGUGCCGAGUCCUCCGCCCACUACUUCGUCUUCGUUGCGGCGGCUGAGCUUAGGUAUCCACGAUCUCACCACUCGACUAUCAGCAUGGUUGUUCGAUUGGACUCCGUUCGUGCUGGUCUCUACAUACUACAUUGCUUCAACUGCGAUAUACACAUCAGCGACCGAAGGAACCAUCAAGGUGUUCUACUUCUUUUACAUGGCUGUCAACUUCUACAUCGCCAUGUGUACGGUCAUUGAAGCCUUUCUCGGCAUCUCUCCUCUUCGCGAGUCCAGAAAGGCUGCCGACGAAGUUGAUCAGAACGGGAACCAAUUCCCUACCCACGACGACAAGCUUCCAAUAAUCGAUAUUGUGAUUGUGGCAUAUCUGCCCAAUGAGCAGGAUAUCGUCAAGGAUCAAGUGUGUUAUGCUUUGGAUGAGCUGGUCUAUCCUCGAAACAAGUUAAGAAUCAAUCUCGUCUACAAUACACCAAAGCCCAUCGAACCUCUCCAAUCAGAGUUGACCGAAAUGGAGAAGCAAUACCCACAACUCACAGUCACCAAUGUUCCAGGCUCCAAAUCAAAAGCCGACAACCUCAACUACUUCUUCAAGUUCAACACUGGUGCCGAUAUUAUUGCUAUCUUCGACUGUGAUCACUUCCCACACCCUUACAAUCCUCGUUGGGCCGCUGAGCGAUUCAUGAAGGAUUCUUCGGUGGAUAUCGUUCAAGGACGUUGUGUGGUCUACAACACAAACGAAACGUUCUUUACUAAGAUGAUUGCGAUCGAGUUUGACAAGAUCUAUGCUGUCUCUCAUCCUGGCCGUAGCCGUUUGUUCAACUUUGGACUCUUCUGUGGUAGCAAUGGAUACUGGAAGGCCGAUCUACUCAAAGGCCACCAGAUGCAUGGCCACAUGCUAUGCGAAGACAUCGACUCAGCAUUACGCGCAUACGGCGAAGGCAAAAAAGCCGUACACGACAUGAACGUCCUUUCCUACGAAAUGGCUCCCACAAACUUUGCCGCGUUCUGGAAACAGCGUAUGCGAUGGGCUCAGGGCUGGACCCAGGCAUCCAUACGCCACAUGCCUUUGGUCUGGAACAACCCUCCCGAGAAGAAGAGGACUAUCAGUGAGAGAUUUGGUGUUUUGUCCUUGCUGUUUGUGAGGGAGAUUAGUUAUUAUCUGGUUACUCAGCAUACAUGUCUGCUCUUGUCCUUUAUCAUCACCGGGUGGCCGAAGAACCCGGCGGAUCUGGUCAAGUUGAUCUUCUUCCGGUAUCCGAUGGCUGAGUGGUUCCUCUUCGCAACCGUCAUUUGUCUCAUCUUCACACUUGCCAUCACACAGAUGGCAAGAUCUGAGUUCACAACCUUCUGGAUGAUGAUCUUGUUCUCGGUCGUAUAUACGCCUUAUCUGAUCUUGAUGGCGACUAUGGGAAUAUACGGUCAUGCACGCCAGAUCAUUGGGUACAGCAAGUGGAACGCCACAUCUCGUAAAUAA
Molecule: messenger RNA, 1503 nt
Organism: Aureobasidium vineae
Lineage: Eukaryota; Fungi; Ascomycota; Dothideomycetes; Dothideales; Saccotheciaceae
Source: the annotation of a GenBank genome assembly